Molecule: messenger RNA, 2279 nt
Organism: Corapipo altera (White-ruffed manakin)
Lineage: Eukaryota; Metazoa; Chordata; Aves; Passeriformes; Pipridae
Gene: CCDC174
Product: coiled-coil domain containing 174
Exons: 11
Coding region: 33-2141 (702 amino acids)
Cellular component (GO): nucleus
Source: RefSeq, a predicted model, not a curated record
GGCAGGGCCGCACGGAAGGCGGCGGGUCCGCCAUGGACCGGAGGAAGAAGCCGCUGGACGUGGCCGCGUCCUCGCUGGUAGAUCUAAAAGCCGAACUCUUCCGAAAGCAAGAGGAAUUCAAGAAAGAAAAGCUAUUGAAAGAUGCUGGUGUCUUUGCAAAGCCCAGAACCUCUAAUAAGAAACCAAGCAUCUGGACCAAACAAAACACAGGAGUUGCAAAUCGAGCCUCAAAAGAUGUUGAGCAGAAGACAGAAGAGCAGGACAUAUUGGAUCAGUCAAGGAAGAAGCUAGAAGAGAAAGCAAAGCUGUAUGAGAAAAUGACAAAAGGCGACUUUCCAGAUGAAGAAACCGAGGAUUUGUACCUGGUGGAUUUCACUCAGAAGAUCAUAGACAAAAGGCACGAAGUACAGGAGCUGGGUCAGAGAGAAACUGCUGGAAAGACUUCAGAAAGAGAGUCAGAUGAUGAGGAAACUCAACCUGAAGCAGACAUUCCACCGCCCGAGGACCCGGAGGAAGAAUGGGUUGAUUAUGUUGAUUUCUUGGGCCGGUCUAGACGCUGUAUGAAGAAGGAUUUGCCAAGUCUACUUAAAAUGGAUCAGGAACUUCAAGGGAAAAGACAAGAACCUGAUGGGAAUACUCUGUUAUCUGAAGAUAUGAGAAGAGAACUUCAGAGGCAGCAGUGGGAAAAGGAAGAAGAAGAAGCCCUCAGAAAACCCAUGGGACCCAUACAUUAUGAGGACAUUCGAGAAAAUGAGGCCAGACAGCUUGGUGUUGGUUACUUUGCCUUUUCUCGGGACCAAGAACUCAGGCAUAAACAGCGGGCAACGCUGGACAUGCUGAGGGAGCAGACACUUGAUCAGAGGACUAAACGCGAACAGCUAAAAGAGAAGAGAAAGGCAGCUCUAGAUGCAAGGCUGUCCAAACUUCGAGCACGGAAGGUUAAAAAGUUAAGGGAAGCAGGAUUAGAAGAAGAGGCAGAAAAACUGGAGAAUGGAGAGCUGAAAGCUGUUACUGAGGAGCCAGAACCUCCGAGGGUUACUGCAGCAAGCAGGAAGGUGGAGGUUGUCAUCCAGGAGAGAAGAGAUACAAAGCCUGGUGUGCCUUAUGUCCGAGAGUGGGAUAAAGGCAAAGAACUGAUGUUUGGGCUGUGGGAAAAGAAACAGGAAGAACUUAGAGAUGAGCGAGAUCCAGAAUUUGCACCACCUUCUGAUUACUUUUUGGGACAAAAGAAAGAUGAUAAUUACCGAAGUCGAAAUUUGAACAGUCCUGAAACCUCCUCUGAAAAACUGGAAACAGAGAGGGCACAGAACCAACAGAUGCCAUCGGUGCAGGGCAACGGCAGCAGCGCUGGUUCCAACAGCAACGUUCAGGAUAAGGCAGCACCAGCAGAGGCCUCUGGCCAUGACACUCAGGAGGCUUCAUCAUCAGGAGAGGAUGACAGCAGUGACGAUGAGGACAGGCUGCCCCCAGCACAGGGUUAUGGCUACGGUGCCCGAGCUGUGCCGCCGGCAAUGCGGGCUUACGGCUACGGAGCCCGGGCUGUGCCGCCCUCCAUGCCGGCGUACGGAUACGGCGCUCCCGAGGUGCCUUUUCCAGUGCAGGCUUAUGGCUACGGCACGCCAGGGAUGGUGCCACCAGUGCACGGCUACGGAGCUCACGAGGUGCCCUUUUCAAUGCAGGCUUAUGGCUACGGCACCCAGGAUGUGCCGCCGGGAAUGCAGCCCUGUGGCUGCAGCACCCAGGAUGUGCCGCCGGGAAUACCCAGCUGUGGCUGCAGCGCCCAGGAUGUGCCACCGGGAAUACCCAGCUGUGGCUGCAGCGCCCAGGAUGUGCCGCCGGGAAUGCAGACCUGCGGCUGUAUCACCCAAGAUGUACCACCGGGAAUACACACCUGUGGCAGCAGCACCCCAGAUGUGCCGCCAGGAACACAGGUCUGUGGCUGCAGCACCCAGGAUGUGCCACCAGGAACACACACGUGUGGCAGCAGCGCCCAAGAUGUGCCGCCAGGAACGCAGGGCAGCGGCUGCAGCACCCAGGAUGUGGCACCUCCAGUGCAGACCGACAGCAGUGACACCCCAAAGCAGGAACCACUUUACCAAAGUUUAGAUGAUAUGCUGUCUUACUACAGACAAGUGACUUGAGCUGAGGAAAAAUAUAGGCAAAACCCGUGAUCUAAAGAACUGAAAUAGAAUUAUCUGCUCAGCAAGAAUAUUAUUUUCCCACAUGUGGGAAAAACAAGUUUCUGUAAGUAGAUCACAAUAAAUCUCAUGAACACCUAA